GUGUGUGAAUGUGAAGUGUUUGUGAAAGUGCAGUGCAGUGCAAUGUUUGUGUCGUUUCGUAUCGUCAAACGUUUCCGAAAUCUCAAGCUCUCGUCUUUUCGUUCAUCGUUACUUCGAAAUAACUGUAAAAGAUCAGGAGAAGGCAGCAGUUUGAUCAUAAAGAAGACGAGGCAAAAGGCAUGCCAAGUUAUGGCGCAUAGAGGGCAGAAUAAAAUGGAAAGUGGAGAUUGCGAAAGGAAGAUGAAAAAUAAUGCGGAAAGAACUAAAAUCUAUUUCGGAAAGUUUCGAAGCCCUGGCUCUGCUCACGCUUUGCCUGCUGCCUGCUGCCUGCCCCCCUGUGGAAACCACACGCUGACAGCCUGAAGAAGAUUCCCGCACUAUCUGUGGCAUGCAGCAUUCAAAGGGAAUCGCAAAUUGAAGGCAGCCAGCAACGCGAAAUUGAAGGAGCAGACGAACUGUGUGUGGGGGCGGACGGGGGCCACCAUUUUCCGGUAUUUUGAUUUCGCUUUGCCAGCACCUCAACAUCAUUUCCACCCCAUCGAUUCGGUUUUGGCUCCACCACCAUUUAUGGAAUGCCCGAUUAAAACACUCGAAAAACACUCAAUACGCGGAAAUCGCUGCGAAAUAAAUUAAAAACUCUGCGCUCAUCGAACGGAUCGGAACGUAAUUAAAAUUGUUCGAAAAUGGCAAUGGAAUGGAUAACCGCAAUGGACAAACGUCCUUGCGAUCGAAACUUGCGUGAUGUGGAGCUAAUCUCGUGCCGCUUGCGUCGCGUGGAGCCGCUGUGUCGCCUGCCCGGCUCGGCCCUGCAGCAAUUGGCCAUGUGCGGCUUCUACGAGGACUUGGAGAAGGGCGUUACACUUUUUCGCGCUGGCGAACAGGGACGCUUCUGGUAUGCGGUGCUGGGCGGCUCAUUGGAGGUUCGAUAUCAUGCCCAUGCCGAUGCCGAUGGCAAGAGCUCCGUAACGUUGUGCAAUCUGGGUGUGGGCGCCACAUUUGGGGAGACCAUUUUGCACGAUCUGCCACGCGAUAGCACCGUGGUGACGAAGACAACCUGCGAGCUGUUGCGCGUUGAGCAGCAGGAUUUUCGACUCAUAUGGGAGAAAAACAAAGAGUUAAUGAAUGACAUUUUCACCAAUUGCAAAUUGAAGAACGGUUUUGGUCCUAGCGUACAGCAAACGGCGGCCGCCACAUCGCCCACCAAGCGCCCACUCAGCCCGGACCACCCCAAUCCAGCCUUGCCCAUAACCGAGACACCGAGUCCGGCUAUGAGCCGCAUGGGCUGGGCUCUACGCACAUUACUCGUCGCCGACAACUCAAGCUGUCUGAAGGAUCGCAAAGUUUCGGGCAAGUUGAUACGCAAGUGUGCGCCCGGCACUGAGCUCGUCGAUUGGCUGGUAAAUCUCGCACCAAUUGUCCAUACGCGCGCCCAAGCGGCGGGCAUGUGGCAGGCUCUCGUCGAGGAAGGUGUACUUACACAUGUCAACAAAGAGCAGCCAUUCAAGGAUAAGUGCUUUCUGUAUCGAUUCCGCUUGGACGAGGAAGGUGGUGCAGCUGCGGUCGGCAUACCCCAGGCAGAGGAUCAACACGCAGCCAACGAGCACAUACGCGAGGCAUUGAGUGCGCUGUUUCAACGCGGACCGGAUGCCACACUGCGUAUGAUAUUGCGCAAGCCCUCCCACGAACGCACAUCGGAGGAACUGGAGCUGGUGUUCGAGGAGCUCGUGCACAUUGCCGCCCUCUCCCAUUUAUCCACCAGCAUCAAGCGGGAACUCUCAUCGAUAUUCGUGUUCGAGGCACAUGCCCAAGCGGGCACAAUAUUGUUCAAUCAGGGGGACGAAGGACGCUCCUGGUAUAUCCUGCUGAAAGGUUCGGUGGAUGUUGUGAUACACGGCAAGGGCACGGUGGCCACACUGAAGACGGGCGAUGAUUUCGGUAAACUGGCUUUAAUCAACGACGCACCCAGAGCUGCUACCAUUGUGCUCAAGGAGAACAAUUGCCACUUGCUGCGCGUGGACAAGGAGCACUUCAAUCGUAUAUUGCGCGAUGUGGAGGCCAAUACGUUGAGAUUGCAGGAGCACGGCAAGGAUGUUUUAGUGCUGGAGCGUGUGGCCAAGCAACGUGGACAGCAUUCGGCAUUCAAAUACACGGUCAUGUCGGGCACACCGGCCAAGAUGCUGGAGCACCUGCUGGAGACCCGACUGGGGCAGUCUGUGGGCGGCAUGGAUCCCUUUCUCGAUGACUUUCUGCUCACGCACAUUGUAUUCAUGCCCGUGGUGCAGCUGGUUGAUGAACUCGCCAAUUACUUUCAUUGCGACACCCAUGAGGACGCGCAAACACCCGAGGAUCGUGAGUAUAUUGUCAACUUUAAGAAGCGCGUCAUACAGUUUAUGCAAAAGUGGGUCAUGGCCGUGCGGCAUGCGGCCUUCGAGGAGCCGAGUGUGUGUGAUUUCAUUGAGGAUCUCGCUGCCGAAGUGGAAGCCGAUCCCGAUCUCAAUGAGGAGACGAGCAUCGUGCACAAUGUGCUGACACAAAUGGCACGCUAUCAGGAGGAUCGCAAUCAGAAUGCGGGACAAAAGUGGAAGUUGCCGCCAAAUGGUCAGCCCAUUUGUUUGUUUAGCGGCAAUGCAACGCCCUCAAAGACGGUCAUUCGACCGGAUGAUGAUAUCAUCUUCCGCGUCUAUUGUGCCGAUCACACCUACUGCACCCUGCGCUUUCCCAUGCACACCACUGCGGAGCUCAUCAAAGCCUGCGCCGCCGACAAGCUGCAGCUGAAUCGUGGCCCCGAGGACCUGUGCCUAGUCGAAGUCAAGUCGAAUGGGGAGCGCUCCGUGUUUAAGGAUAACGAUGUCAGCAUACCCACUGGCCUCUCGCUCAACGGUCGACUGUUUGUCUCCGUCAAGGAUCAUUUGGAUGCGUUGACUCAACUGCAGGAGCAGGAGUGCCCCACAGAGGGUGUCGACAUCGAUUUGGAAAUACUAAGCACCAAGGAGCUGGCCUACCACAUCACACUCUUCGAGUGGGAUCUGUUCUAUGCUGUGCAUGAAUAUGAAUUGCUCUAUCACACCUUUGGACGGCAUCACUUUGGCAAGAUUACAGCCAAUUUGGAUGUCUUUCUGCGUCGCUUCAAUGAGGUUCAGUAUUGGAUUGUCACCGAGCUCGUGUCCACGCCGAGUCUGAGCAAACGCGUGGGUCUCGUACGCAAGUUUAUCAAGCUGGCUGCCUAUUGCAAGGAAUACCAAAAUCUGAACGCAUUCUUUGCUGUCGUCAUGGGCCUCUCGAAUAUGGCCGUGUCGCGGCUGCAGCAAACCUGGGAGAAGAUACCUUCGAAGUUUCGGAAGAUCUUCCAAGAGUUUGAGGCGCUCAUCGAUCCCAGUCGCAAUCAUCGCGCGUAUCGUGUGUUUGUGGGCAAGCUGCAGCCACCGCUGAUACCGUUUAUGCCGCUGCUGCUUAAGGACAUGACCUUUGCCCACGAGGGCAACAAGACCAGCCUGGACGGGCUGGUGAACUUUGAGAAGAUGCACAUGAUGGCACAAACCAUGCGCACCAUACGCUUCUGUCGCUCCAGGAGUUUGGGUUUGGAACCGCCUUCACCCAAGAGCGAGGGCGAGGUACGCUCGUACAUCAGCAGCUUUCGUGUGAUUGACAAUCAGCGCGUUCUGACGGCCAUGUCACAGAAGGUGGAGCCCACCAGGAAGCUCUAAGCAGCAGCUCCUCGUGGCGAGCGAGUGAUUAAGUGUCAAACCCCCUAUAAGUAUGAGUGUUAAGUGUUUAAUCAAAGCUGCAAAUUAGCUGCACAGAUACGAGCUUAGCUGCCCAGCAAGAACUUCUAUUUGCAUUCGCAUUCGAAUUAGCCUUAAGCUAAGUAGAGGAUAUUUAUGACCCACUUAAUCAUGGACGAACUCUAACUCUAACUUUCAAAAUGAACUGAAACCUACCACACAAAAAUGCAAAAAACUUUUUUGCUUUAGUACAAAAACGAAACACGAAACGAAGCCACGAAAAAUUUGACAGGCGGAGGAAACCAAUGCGGAAACCCAGCGCAGAAUGAGGAAGGAACUUACAUACAUACAUACACAACUACAUGCAUAACUACAUACAUAGUGAAUACAAAACAAAACAAAACAAUGGACGAGUGUGAUACUAAACAUUUAGGAGGAGACGACAUCAAAAAGUAAAACAAACAGCACGAAAACUGCAUAAUUUCCUACCAAAACUUUUUCUACGUACAUCUACUAUAUAACUACAUCUGUGUAACUAUAUCUACAUAUGUUUAUCUACAUUUACAUCUGUUAUAACCUACCCCAAAAAGUAUUUUGUAUAAACAUACAAACGAAUGAAUGAAGAAAAGUGGCGUGGCAGCUGCGCCUGGACCAGAGCAUGGAAUCUAUUUUUUUAAACCCUAAACUAAAAACUAUUAAACAGUCUAGUUGAAGCUAGUUAUUAACAUGUAAGCUACUUAGUGCAUAAGUUAUUUAAUUUCCAAUUUGCGAACUUUUGUUUUCAUUCAGUUUAUUCCUCCAAACAAAGCGUAAAGUGAAUG
Messenger RNA from Drosophila subobscura, 4543 nucleotides. RefSeq names its product rap guanine nucleotide exchange factor 4 (gene Epac). NCBI's taxonomy places the organism in Eukaryota, Metazoa, Arthropoda, Insecta, Diptera, Drosophilidae. The record is from RefSeq and is a predicted model, not a curated record. The coding region runs from base 684 to 3704 and encodes 1006 amino acids. The transcript has 21 exons. Gene Ontology annotation, cellular component: plasma membrane. Gene Ontology annotation, molecular function: guanyl-nucleotide exchange factor activity. Gene Ontology annotation, biological process: Ras protein signal transduction; positive regulation of GTPase activity.